CUUCCGAUGUUGGUCAAUACAUAUAUAAAAUUCGCGAUGAUAGUAUCAGACCGAGGAAUAUUCUCGGCGCAGAUAACGAGGAUGGAAUAGAAGCCAUACUCUCAGAACGUGAAGGCCAUUCCUUACAUGAGAUUAUUGAUGGCGAUGAACCACUCCGCCCUAUUAUAGAUUUUGAUUUAUUGCGAGAGAUACAUGAUUCCAUUGAACCUAAGCUCAGUGGCAAAGAG
This is a messenger RNA of Funneliformis geosporum, 227 nucleotides long. Lineage: Eukaryota; Fungi; Glomeromycota; Glomeromycetes; Glomerales; Glomeraceae. The record is from the annotation of a GenBank genome assembly.